This is a messenger RNA of Cervus elaphus (red deer), 7965 nucleotides long. It is a transcript of the gene PPM1A, whose product is annotated as protein phosphatase, Mg2+/Mn2+ dependent 1A. NCBI's taxonomy places the organism in Eukaryota, Metazoa, Chordata, Mammalia, Artiodactyla, Cervidae. The record is from RefSeq and is a predicted model, not a curated record. Bases 21 to 1169 code for a protein of 382 amino acids. Gene Ontology annotation, biological process: positive regulation of canonical Wnt signaling pathway; protein dephosphorylation; positive regulation of canonical NF-kappaB signal transduction. Gene Ontology annotation, cellular component: nucleus; cytosol. The transcript has 5 exons. Gene Ontology annotation, molecular function: manganese ion binding; magnesium ion binding; protein serine/threonine phosphatase activity.
ACCUAGAGAAUCAAGACAUAAUGGGAGCAUUUUUAGACAAACCAAAGAUGGAAAAACAUAAUGCCCAGGGGCAGGGUAAUGGGUUGCGAUAUGGGCUAAGCAGCAUGCAAGGCUGGCGAGUUGAAAUGGAGGAUGCACAUACUGCUGUGAUCGGUUUGCCAAGUGGACUUGAAACAUGGUCAUUCUUUGCUGUGUAUGAUGGGCAUGCUGGUUCUCAGGUUGCCAAAUACUGCUGUGAGCAUUUGUUAGAUCACAUCACCAAUAACCAGGAUUUUAAAGGGUCUGCAGGAGCACCUUCUGUGGAAAAUGUAAAGAAUGGAAUCAGAACAGGUUUCCUGGAGAUUGAUGAACAUAUGAGAGUUAUGUCAGAGAAGAAACAUGGUGUUGAUAGAAGUGGGUCAACAGCUGUGGGUGUCUUAAUUUCUCCUCAACAUACUUACUUCAUUAACUGUGGAGACUCAAGAGGUUUACUUUGUAGGAACAGGAAAGUUUACUUCUUCACACAAGAUCACAAACCAAGUAAUCCGCUGGAAAAAGAACGAAUUCAGAAUGCAGGUGGUUCUGUAAUGAUUCAGCGUGUGAAUGGCUCUCUGGCUGUGUCGAGGGCCCUUGGGGACUUUGAUUACAAAUGUGUCCAUGGAAAAGGUCCUACAGAGCAGCUUGUUUCACCAGAGCCUGAAGUCCAUGAUAUUGAAAGAUCUGAAGAAGAUGAUCAGUUCAUUAUUCUUGCAUGUGAUGGUAUUUGGGAUGUCAUGGGAAAUGAAGAGCUCUGUGAUUUUGUAAGAUCCAGACUUGAAGUCACUGAUGACCUUGAGAAAGUUUGCAAUGAAGUAGUCGACACCUGUUUGUAUAAGGGAAGUCGAGACAACAUGAGUGUGAUAUUGAUCUGUUUUCCAAAUGCACCCAAAGUAUCGCCAGAAGCAGUGAAGAAGGAGGAAGAGUUGGACAAAUACCUGGAAAGCAGAGUAGAAGAAAUCAUAAAGAAGCAGGGGGAAGGCGUCCCUGACUUAGUCCAUGUGAUGCGCACAUUAGCGAGUGAGAACAUACCCAGCCUCCCACCAGGGGGUGAACUGGCGAGCAAGCGGAAUGUAAUUGAAGCCGUUUACAAUAGACUGAAUCCGUACAAAAAUGAUGACACCGACUCUACAUCAACUGAUGAUAUGUGGUAAAACUGCUCAUCUAGUCAUGGAUUUACCUUCACCUCCAAAGGAGAGUACAGCUCAACUUCACUGAACCUUUUAAACAUCCAUCCUCAACUUCUAAGAAGGGCAUAUAUGACAUGGGUGAGAGUGAUUACACCAGAGAACUUCAGCAGUACAACAGCUAGCCCAGAACUGAUUUUUUUUGUUGUUGUAAAUUUGAGACUCAUGUAAACGUGAUUUCAAACCAUAAUUCAUAUGUUGUAAAUCAGACUCCAGCAAUUUUUGUUGUAUGAUUUUGUUUUUUGUAAAGUAUAAUUGUCCUUGUAAAAAAUGCUCAUAUUUAAUUAUGAACUGCUUUAAAUCACUAUCGAAGUUACAAGAAGUAUUUGGCUUAUCGUGUGAUGCAACAGAUAUAUAGCCCUUUCAAGUCAUGUUGUGUUUGGACUUGGGGUUGGGACAGGAAGAGCAGCAGCCGUGUCAGCUAGACACUCACAUGUGCACCUGAUUAUGGAGAAUUAUUCCAAAAUAUUAUUACAAAGCUGAAUAUCCAGGGAGUUAAUUGAAAACUAUUUUAAUGUUCUUGGCAGUGGGAUUGGAAUUGUUGAUAAAGUCGGUCCCUUCAUUUAACUGUCUUUUAGGUUCUUUCCUUGUUGCCAUGAGUAUUGCAGGUAAUAGAAUAUAUUCAUAAGAAUAUCAAUCUUGGGGCUAAAAUGCCUUGAUUCUUUGCACCUCUUUUACAAGUCCGUACAUUUAAUUACUAAUUGAUAAGCAGCAGCUUCCUACAAAUGGUAGGAGACUGCCACGUUUUUGCUAUCAUGAUUGGCUGGGCCUGCUGCUGUUCCUAGUAAGAUAUUCUGAAUUCCAUUUUAUCAAUAAAGCUUGAUUUAACAAACAAGAAAUUUAAUCAUGUAUGUGUAAUUCCUCCUUUACUCCGCCCUUAUUUUAAAACACCAUACCAUUGUAAAUGAGAAGUUUCUCAUGGAGAAAGAUGUUAGUCUCUUAAUUGGAAAAUACUGUUACUCAAGGCAUAGAUGGAACUGGUUCCCUUCUAUUAGAAAGACUGUAAAAGAUAUAAGUCUAUGUUGUUCCUUGAUCUAUUUUUAAGUGGGUUUCUUUCUGGCUACUUAUUUUUUCAUUAAGAUGUGUAUCAGCUUGAAUUUGCCUACUGUAUAAUUAAAAUAAUUGUCAAAGCUUGACAAUCUAACAGUGGUGGGGGCGUGUGCGUUUUUGUGUGUGUAUGUGUGUGUGUGUGUGCGCGCCUGUGACUUUAAGUGGCCCAUGUCUUUAGAAUCCAGGUAGUUAUGAUGUAUUUAGUGAUUUGAAAUACAGCAUGUUGAUAAUAUUUAGCAGUUGGCCUUUAAAAAUAAGUUCCAACAGCUUAAAGAGUUGUAGAUAUAAAAAUAACCUAAUUUAGGUUUCAAUUUCUCUGAUUAAGCAUGUGAAAGUAAGUUUUAAAAUCUGUCACAUUGAAAAGACUACUGCUGUGCCCUUCUGUAUUUUUGUCUCUUUGGGUUGAAUGUUGUAUUUACUCACCAUUUAAUUUAAUCAUUCAGUAAGCAGACUCCCCACUCAGUUCAGUUCAGUCACUCAGUCAUGUCUGGCCCUUUGCGACCCCAUGAACCGCAGUACGCCAGGCCUCCCUAUCCAUCACCAACUGCCGGAGUCUACCCAAACCCAUGUCCAUUGAGUUGGUGAUGCCAUCCAACCAUCUCAUCCUCUGCCGUCCUCUUCUCCUCCUGCCCUCAAUCUUUCCCAGAUUCCCCACUACAAACCUCUUAAAAUGUAAGAUUUAAGUACAACACCGAAUAUAAAAUCAAAACUGUAUAUAAAAAGUAGUAUAAUUUUGUUAUAUUUGUUUUUUUUCCUAACUUGGAAAUAUACAUAUUUGUAUAUAUAACCUUAAAACUAAUGUAAGGUUAGAGAAGUAUUGGAAACAAUAAUGUGAAAUGUCUCAGACUUAAGUAGUUACAUACCAGCAAAAUCUUUUCAUUAUCCUUCUUAUUUGUGAGGUGAUUAAAUGUAACUUAAUUGUAUUUAAUUUAUGUCUUAAGCCAGCAUGAAGAAAAACAAGUAUUAUUUAUAUUUAGAAAUCCGUAACAGUUGAAAUUACAGAACCAAUUCUGUACUUUACUUACAGGUAAAUGCUUAAUGUCUAAAUCUGUGGUAGGGUACAAAGUAUGAUAAUGUUCUAAGUUACAACUUUGUAAGCAUCCUAAUGUACAUUUAAUGAACACCAGUGCUUCUAGUAUAGAUUACGAGUACUGAAAACUAAAUUCCUAUUAUAAUUCCUUAAUUUUUUAAGUAGACUCAAGUUUUUAGUUAUGGAAAUUUCAAGAACUUGAACAGGAUUUUGAGAUGCAAAAUCUUAAAUCAUAACUAAAAUAUGUGAUGGAAAGCUAUAUUUCAAGCCAUUGUAGCAUAUUUAGUGACUUUUUGAGAGUCUUUUAAAAAGAGGAGGUUAAAAAUUCCUCUGUUAGAAUUGUUAGUACUGAAAUUAGGCCUGGAAGUGAGAGAAAAAUGUAUGAAGUAUUAUCUAAGAAGACUAAAUCUUUUCCAUGUGAGUCUAUGUUGCCAUACUAGAUAGAAUUUUUCAUUAUAAAAGGACAGGAAGGAAGUAUGCAUUGUAACGGCAGAGAGUGUGUGUUCUUGAUUCCUGGGGCUCAUGGUGUGUGGGGAACCAGCACACUUUUUAAAGGCACUUUUGCACCUCUGUUGUGCACUUCACUUUUGUACCACUUAAAUUUUUGACCUCCUGUCCCCUUUUGUGUGCUAAUUAGCAUCUCAGGGCAACGCCUCUGUUUUUUGAUAUGUUUGAUAUUUUCUUUGGAGGGAAAAAGUUCUUGUGUGAUGAUAACAUACUAUUCAAAUGUACUUUCAUUUAAAUGUUUUAACUUUGCUGCUUUUAAUGGGACAUUCAUUUUGUAUGGCAGAUUCUUGCUGCCCUAACAUUAGUAAUUUCACUGAUCUCUUGCUAUAUUUUAGCAAGGUAGGCUCUCUUAAUUUCCACUUUGUUAGGGAGUAUACUUUUACAGAUAACAGAAGCAGUUCUCAAUAUUGGCAUUAAUUUUAAAAAUCUAAGUGGUAUUUUUCUUACUCAGCUUUAGAACUGUUUCAAACUCAUUUUUAAUUAUGAUGCAUUAAUUUGUUUUUAGAGUUCUGUGCAAUUAGUGUACUGCUCACUUAAUUUUUUUUUUACUACAUAAAAUUAAGAAAUUUGGGUUAAAGAACAGAUCAACUAUAUAAUUCAAAUAAUGUGAAUUAUAGCAGUAGUUUCAGUGACCAUCCACUCACUUUUUCUACAAAAUUAAGUGUUAAUUGCAACAUGCUCUUCUAGGGUAAGCACCUUGGAACUAUCAAGAAAUGAAUAGGUCCUUGCUCUCAAGGAGUUUACAUUUGAAUAGAAUUUAUAAUCUAAUGUAUGUUAAUAUCAUAACUGGAUCACUCAUCCAAAAAAUAGCUACUGCCCACCUGCUCUCUGCCAGAUACUUUCCUGAACAAGGUGGGGCUCUGCCCAAAGAGCUUAUCUGCAGUUCCUUAGUCACUUGAAAACUCUUUUGUUUUAUUCUUCUCAGAGUUAAAAAUCUUAUUCAAAAGAAAAUUUUACUUAGAAAUAAAAUUGGAUUGAUGAGGCUCAUGUCUCUUCAGUGUGCUUGACUGCCUUUCACGAAUGGCUUAGACUUCCUGCUGACAGCAGCAAAUCAUAGAAAUAAGGUUAAUGUAUUUCUUAGAAGUAUCCAACCCUGGGAAUAGGAGUUUAAGGCAUUUGAAAACAUAUAUCUAGGACUUCCCUGGUGGUCCAGUAGUUAAGACUCCAGGCUUCCAAUGCAGGGUGCGUGGGUUCAAUCCCUGGUCAGGGAACUAAGAUUCCACAUGCUACAUGGUGCAGACAAAAAAGUUUAAAAAGUCAAAAGUAAAAACGCAUCUAUCUAACCUUAUUUUACCAAAAGUCUGUAUUUUCUUGAAAAAACACUGCCAAUGUUAAUAUCCAAUUUUAGCUAAGUGAUUACUGUGCUUUAAUUUUUUUUAAUAAUUUUACUGACCAUCUUUACAGAACAAAUUCAUAUGGAAAUUCUAUUUGUAGUUUCUGAAGGAACUGAUGAAACUGGUUACAGGGUUUUUUGGUUUUAAUUUUGAAUUUCAUGAUAUUGUAUACUUCUAAUUCAUAAAGUUUGAAUGAGAGGUUUAAACCUUUAAUGUUUUGAUUGCCAUUUGUACAGUAUUAUGUUAGGAUUUGGAAUUAGAAAAUACUAUGUAAAUAUUUCCAUAUAUAAAUGUUUCUCAUUUGAGAUUUUUCUUCAAAGGAAACUUUCAAGAGUUGCAUAUACUUUUGCUUUCAAAUACUGCUGGUGAGAUGACCAUUUUUAAAUUAAGUGAUCUAGUCUUCUAAUUAAGUUUUUCUUUUAGGCAUUAGAAAGACUAUAGUUUAAAAUUUAAGAAGCUUAAUUUUACUUCUUUCUAUAAUGUGGUAUGAGUUUAGAGUUGUAUUUAAUUUUUAUAUAAUACUUCAGAAUAUGCUUGAAAGAUUUAAGAAUACAUUUUCUAAAUAUUAUUAGUAUAAUACUGUAUUUUUUCAUUGGGUCAGAAUAUAAGUCUCAGUUACGUGUUAUUACCAACAGAAUGCUACACAGAGAUAAUCAAAGGCAUUUGGCUCCACUUCUGUUCCUUUUGACAUAGAUUCUUUCCCUUUUCCCUGUUUUAUAUAUUUAGUGUCCUCUGCUCUCAUAUUUUCCUAAUUAUAUUACCAGCAGGUAGGAGUAUGCCAGUUAGAAGCACUGUAUUAAAACUGAAAUUGUAGCUGACAGCUUAUACUUUUAUAAAGGGGAGGGGUGGGUUGUUUAACUUGAUACAACAACAGAGUGAAAUUUUUUCUCCCCUAUCCUAGAGGAAAUGUUGCUUCAUUUCCUCUACUACCCUCUUGGUGGCUUUUUUUUUUUUUUUCCAAACCAAAACAGGCCAAUUCCAUUUUCUUGAGCAAGAAAGCUUAGUGCAUUACCUCACCAAGCCAAUUAAUAACUGUGUAAACCUGGGCUGAAAAUAGGAAAAUGUGGGAAAAGGAGUGGGAAGAUGCCAGUGAGGAGGACAGAGGAAGGUUACUCUUAAUUAUUUAAAAAGCCAUAGAAAAGUCUUCCUUGGACCUAGCUGUAUAUUAAUAAGAACUGUUGCAUCACAUAAACCAGCAAGAACCAAUCUUUUCUUUUGCAGAUUGAUUUUUCUAACAAGUCAGAUGAUAAAAAAAAAAAAAAAAUUACUGCUUCUCCAGCAUAGAAACAACUGAGAAGUCUUUCAGUUCUUUUCAUUGUUCCGAAAGCCAGUGUUCUAUAAUAGCUUUCUCACUGAACUGAAUGUUUAGAAAAAUUGUUUAAAAAAAAUUUUUUUUUAAAUAGUCCUCCUCAUCCAGUAAAGAACUUUUAGUAAUAUUUGUAUUUGUAUGGUACUAUCUGAAGUUAGAUUUGUGUAAGAAAUUGGGUAGCUGCAGAACAAAAUUAGUACUAUUUUAAUUAGGUGUAAUGAAUGGCACAAAUUGUUGCAAUGCUUCUAAACCUUUUAGGGUCACAGGCCCUUUGAGACUGAAUAAUCCUAGGAAUUUGUCACCCAGGAAAAUGCAUAGAAUGCAAAUAACUCCUCAAAGUUUCCAGUAUUGUAGUGGUUCAUGGGGUCCUGGUUGAGACCCUAUACUACAAUACUACAGGGCACAUCAGCCUUUUUCCUUCAGAGCCCAUAAAAAAUACAUCAAAGAUGUCAAAAUAAUUUGAGGCUAUUUUAAAGAAUAGUUUCCAUAUUUAAAAGGUAGAGGAGGUAGGGGUCUAGGCUAGAAUUAAUUAACUGAUAUUAAUUAUGUUAAUAUCAGUAUUAACAUAUUCUUUUAAAAAUUUGUAUCUUGAGGGCUGGAAAGAGAAUGAUUAGUAUCCGGGCUAGUUUUGGAGGAUAACAUUUCUAAAUUUGCCACUUUUGAAUCUCAACAGACGAGGUAAAACAGAAAUGUUUAUGGAACAUUUCUGACCUGUGUAGUAUAGAUUUAGUAUAUUCACAAGCAGCACAUUUGACUGUCAGAUCUCACUCAGGUUUUAAGAUUUCAAGCUUCCUUUUGUCAGAGUUUAUUAAGUAUUUAAUUCACUUCAAAUUCUUAGGAAUUAGGUAUUUACUGAUACAGAUGUUAAAAUAGGUACAUACAGCCACCAAUGUACAGGAUUACGAGAUUUCUUUUAAGCAUAACUACCAUGAAAAAAUGGAUUAGCUUGUUGCAUUUGUUGCCAAAAUUGGAUGUUUGGUUAUAGUGUAUGUAAUUCCCAUUUGUGGGGAUUUUGAAACGGAGACUGUUGUCUUAUCUGGUUAGCCCUUACCCAAGUCAACAGCGUAUCUGCAGCAAAAUAGCUUAUUUAUAGUAAUAUGCCCGAAUACUGGUUGGUUUCACUCUUGAAAUUAUUUCAAUUAAUUUGUAUAAAUGUUAUGAGUGGAGAGACCGUGUUAAAAGCAUGUUGCAUUAUAUAUUUUUCAAAAUCCAUACAUGUAAAACUAAUACAGAAGUAUUUCCUAAACACAGUGUAUAACAAAAUUCUCCAUAGAAAUUCAUCUACUGUUUGUAGUUUAUGUGAUCCAAACUCUUAAAGAAAUUCCAUUAAUGUAUAUGUUGUAUUUUGUACAUUUCCUGGUCCAAAGAAAGUAUGUAAAUUCAGUUCUAACUUUUAAGAAUGUACUUUUUGUUUUCAAGUCCAUUGAAGAAAUCACAUUCAACUUGUGAGUGGAUACAGAUGUAUGAAAUGGAAAGUAGAAAUAAUUCUCGCUUGCAAAACUGGUGCCACCAAAUAAACAGGCAAUUGCAUAA